Morchella importuna is the source of this 1140-nucleotide messenger RNA. RefSeq lists its product as uncharacterized. The record is from RefSeq and is a predicted model, not a curated record. The transcript is spliced from 7 exons. NCBI's taxonomy places the organism in Eukaryota, Fungi, Ascomycota, Pezizomycetes, Pezizales, Morchellaceae. Bases 1 to 1140 code for a protein of 379 amino acids.
AUGGAGAUGCACACGUUGCUGGAAAGGGCCAGUUUGGGAGAUGACGAAAACCGCGGUCCAAGGCUAUUGAUUACGGGAAUAACGUUGAUGAUAAUAGCAGUUCUAGUCUUGACUGGGAGGAUAUACUGUAGGGCUGUGUUGUUGAGGAGGAUGGGCAGUGAUGAUUGGUGUAUGAUCUUAGCAACGAUCGUCGCUAUUCCAAUCCUGGUUACGAAUUGUAUAGGUGUUAUGGGUGGAGUUGGGCGCCAUACCUGGAAAACAUCUAUAGAGGCACAAAAGAUGGCAGUAAAGAUGGGUUAUGUUGCCAUGAUGCACUACUUCCUUGCCCUUGGCCUGACCAAGUGCUCCCUACUCCUGUUCCUUAUUCGUCUUGCCCCCAGCACUCGUCUUUCAAAGAUAUCUUGGGGGAUUUUCUACUUCGUCGUCGCAUACACUAUUGCUGCAUUCAUUCUCUCAGCUGUACAGUGUGUGCCUGCAUCUUUCAUAUGGGAGGUCAUAUCGGAGGGAAACAAGGUCCAUGCCGUUUGUCUGCCACAGCGACCACUCAACUUUUCGCUAUUUCCAAUAAACAUAUUCACAGAUAUAGUGAUUUGGUUGUUGCCAUUAAGGACGAUUUGGAGCAUCCAGAUGCCGUUGAGACAGAAACUUGUGUUGUUGGUGAUCUUCUCAAUGGGUAGUAUGAGUGUUUUGGCUGGUAUUCUGCGUCUCUCCAGCGUCGAGACAUCACUCACUACGACAGAUCCCAUGUGGGAUAAUAUGAACCUCGGAAUAUGGUCGCUAGUCGAAGUUCUGAUUGGCAGCUCAGGCGCCAUAUCAGACAAUAGUAACAACCCCGACUACAACAAUCGCAGAAACAAGAGCAACCGACAUUCGCGUCACUUCCCCGGCUCCCUCUCGAGGCAGCAGACAGCAUAUGCGCUUAGGUCUGUUAGUACCAGGCGCGGGAGCGUGAUGGGAGAUGGCAACACAUCGACUGAGAGAUUUGGGCCGAGGACGAGGAUUGAAGGACCUAGAACGGCGACAAAGUUGGAUACCACUAGUGAGACAGCUAGCGAAGAGUAUCUACGGGAUGGGGAUAUAGAACGGGAGGUGAUCAUGAAGAGCACGGAGGUGCAGGUUAACUUUGAGGAGAGGGUAUGA